CCGAUUGGGGUGGAUCCGGUUCCAUCCUGUCUAGACCAAUCAACAGUCCUACUCUGCUUCACCGCGCCAGAGCAGACUUGAGACUCCCUUCCACAUUCAUCUCAUAUCUUUUGAUAAUACCCACCACUCCCCUACUACGUUGUUCCCAGCUUCGGAAUCGCCUUCUUACAUGCCGCACCAUCAUCAGGUUGCGUUUUUCACGCCGCUGAAGGAUCCCAGUGUGUUGGCAGAGGAGGAAUCAGGCUCAAUUCCGAAGAUACCCAUCAAUGAAGGCCCUAAUUGUCUUGGCCGCAGUUGUGUUCCAGCCAAUGAUAAACGGAUCAGCCGGAAACAUCUUACUGUCAUUGCCACUUCAGGUGGCUCUGCAGAAGUGUUUGUGGAAGGUACAAACCCAGUUGUUAUAAGAUCAAAAGGCCUGAGGAAGAAGCUUUUGUCAGGAGAAAGGUGGGAAAUCAAUGACGGUGAUGUGGUAGAGUUGAUACCUGGACAUUACUGUUUUAGGUACACAGCUCUUAGGAAUGAAAGCUCACCACACAGCCGGAACAAAAGGCCUCUGAUGAUUGAAGAAAGUAAUAGUAGCAAAGAGGGAGGACACAGCCUCAAAAAAACUAGAGAAAAUGGGUUGGAGUCUGAUAGCCAUAAAACAGAGAGUCUUGUAGAGGCAAUACGUUAUUUUGAUGUCCCCAAUGAUAAGUUACCCCAAACAUUCCGGUUGCUUAGAGUUCAUGAGCUGCCAGCAUGGGCAAACACUAAUGCUGUUUCCAUCCAUGAUGUAAUACAGGGGGAUGUGCUUGUAGCCAUCCUUUCCAAUUACAUGGUAGACAUUGAUUGGCUACUCUCUGCAUGUCCCACUCUUAAAAAGAUUCCCCAGGUUCUUGUUAUACAUGGAGAAGGUGAUAGUACCGUAGAACAUAUGAAGAGAAGCAAUCUUUCAAACUGGAUUCUACACAAACCUGCAUUGCCCAUAUCAUAUGGGACCCAUCAUUCAAAAGCCAUGAUUCUUGUGUACCCUAAAGGGGUCAGAAUUGUUGUGCACACUGCAAACUUGAUAUAUGUUGACUGGAACAACAAAAGUCAAGGUUUGUGGAUGCAAGAUUUCCCGUGGAAGGACCAAAAUUGUUCAAAUAUGGAAUGUGGCUUUGAAAGAGACUUGAUUGACUAUCUUAGUGUGUUAAAGUGGCCUGAGUUCAAUGCAAAUAUACCAGGGCUUGGAAACUUCAACAUCAAUUCCUCAUUUUUCAAGAACUUUGACUAUACCAGCGCAGGGGUCAGGCUAAUUGCCUCCGUCCCUGGAUAUCAUUCAGGUCUAAGUUUGAAAAGGUGGGGACAUAUGAAGUUACGUACUGUCCUUCAAGAGUGUACUUUCAGCAAAGAGUUUGAGAAAUCUCCUCUUGUUUAUCAGUUUUCAUCUCUUGGUUCUCUAGAUGAGAAGUGGAUGACAGAACUUGCAACUUCAAUGUCAGCAGGGAUGUCAGAUGACAAAAAGCCCCUUGGCUUAGGGGAGCAAAUGAUAAUAUGGCCUACUGUUGAAGAUGUCAGAUGUUCAUUGGAGGGAUAUGCUGCUGGAAGUUGCAUUCCAAGCCCAUUAAAAAAUGUGGAGAAACCAUUUCUGAAAAAAUACUGGGCAAAGUGGAGAGCAACCCACACUGGUCGUUGUCGGGCAAUGCCUCAUAUAAAGACGUUUGUUCGUUACCACGGUCAAAGUGUAGCAUGGUUACUGCUUACUUCUGCAAACCUCAGCAAAGCCGCCUGGGGAGCUCUUCAAAAAAAUAAUUCCCAGUUGAUGAUUCGAUCAUAUGAGAUUUCCAAACAGAUCCUAAACGUUAUAGCUGUGAAAAACAAUCCCACAUACCAGAUGAUAUAAAAACUGAUAUUGCGUCUGAAUUGUCGCCAGCUGGGGGUGUUGUUUUUACCAUCUGUCAAUUGUGAAAGUGGAUUUUCUUGUACGGACGAACGCAGUAAUCUCUCUAAGGUUAAAAAAUCUACAAUGGAGAAAGAGAGAAGGGCAAAGCUUGUAACUCUAGCUUGGCAAGGAAAUAUAGAUGCAGAGUCUCCUGAAGUUACCAAGUUACCCUUACCCUAUGAGCUUCCUCCUACGCCAUACUCUCCCGAAGAUGUGCCCUGGUCAUGGGAUCGUCGUUAUGCCAAGAAAGAUAUAUAUGGCCAACUUUGGCCUAGGUAAAGGACUAUUGGAAACAAGUAAAAAUGUGUUUGGUUGGCCCUAACCUGGCUUUCAUAAAGAACUGCUUUUGUAUAUUCUCAAAUAGAACAUGAUGAUGAUAUACUCUUCUUAAUCAGGGUUAGUUCCCCAAUGUAUAAUAUGCAUACAUAUUCUAGCCCCAGGUUAACCUAAUGUUUUGAAGUCAUUUCUUUUACUCCUAUGGUAAGGACAGGG
Cuscuta campestris is the source of this 2395-nucleotide messenger RNA. The record is from the annotation of a GenBank genome assembly. Lineage: Eukaryota; Viridiplantae; Streptophyta; Magnoliopsida; Solanales; Convolvulaceae.